Molecule: messenger RNA, 3394 nt
Organism: Cuscuta epithymum
Lineage: Eukaryota; Viridiplantae; Streptophyta; Magnoliopsida; Solanales; Convolvulaceae
Source: the annotation of a GenBank genome assembly
AUAGUGUCCGGCCUCAUCAAUCAUACAAAUAAGCAAAACAAAGUGAAAAGCAUGGUUAUGGAUCAACACAAAAUAUGGGUCGUUCUGGCGGUGUUGUCACUCGCGAUUUCCGUUGCGGACUUAUCAUCCGCAACGAAAUUCCCGGUGGUCGAUUUGGUCAAUCGAUUCGACGAAAAUAAUGUAACUUUGUUAUGCAAGGCUUUCGAACACACCAUACUGUCAGGCCAGAAAUUUUCAUUCGAAGCCAAGGAGAAAAACGACCCUGAUGCCUAUGGUUGCGGCUGCUAUGACAGUCACGAAGGCAAACUGGUGAUCGAUGCAUAUGAUCUUAAAAGAGAUGAACAGAAUCAACUCAUCCAUUGGAAGUUUACCAGCAUUGGAGCCUAUCUUAGUUAUGAUAACAUUCACUGGAAAUUAGAAGCAGAGUGGGAAUCUGAUUAAUUAAUGGCUUUUAUCUUCAUUUUUUGUUGUUGUUUCUGAUAUCAAUCAACAUCUAUAUAUAUAUUAAACCACUUAAGUCUGGUUCCCGCUCAAGACUGGGGACAUUUAGGUAAAUACAGCUACACUUUCUAUUCUACCAGAUUACACCGGCUUAUUCUUUCGAGUUUAGGGAAAUCAGGGCUCUAGCACAGACCUUCACUCACUAGAGUUCUCGCUGAAGUUGGACUCGGAGCUCUCUUAACAUCCCGCUCGUCUUCUCCUGCGCCGCCUAAGAACGUCACCAUCUUGGAUUGUUUGAUGGAAUCGGUUACUCCCUUCGUGCAAGCUCAGCAACUAUAUGAGGUAUUAAUCCUGAGAUUUCAUUCAUUCCAAUAAUAUGUAUUUGUGCUAAUUCCUGCAGCUUUUACUACUGACUUCAAUUGCUCUUUAUUUAUUGCAGGAAAACAGUAUGUUGCUUCAUUUUACUUUUCUGACAGUUCUCUAUGUUUAACUAUUACCGCUAAGUGCUUUUUUUCCAUAUGUUCUUUUAUAAUAUGCCUCCAAUAUAUCUCAGCAUGCCAUAUGUUUUUAUUGCUUCAAUUAUUUUAGUUUUUUGUCCAAUCAAAUUCACUACCUUUCCUGAAAAAACCAAACUUUAUGCUCCUUAAACUUAAGUUUAGCAUUAGGUUUAGUAGACUUUUGGAUUGAUUUCAGAAAUAAUGAUUAUUUUCUGUUUUUUUUUCCUAACUAAACUGACCUUUAUCAUAUCUAAACUACUUUUACUUACGGUUUUCAUUGCGUUGGUGGCUGAACCUUCAGAAUGUUCUACGUCACAAGGUACUUUAAAAUUUUACUUUUGAAAGUAUUUGUGUUAAAGUUUAAUUCCUAAUCUGGCAAGGGCUUAGGUAUGAUAAUACAUCUAAUAUUCACCAUAUCUUACGGUUCUAUUCAUUGUAUUUUAUAUUAGGAUCAACUAAUUCUCUAAUAGAUGCAACCUCUCCUUUCAAAGUCCUUUUGAAGAAUAUCAAUAUGCAUUUUGACAAUGUUUUGCUCCUCUUUAUAUAAUCCAUUUUUUUUCCUUUUGGACUUCAGGACUAGAAUAAAAUAAUGACGGAUAGAUGAAGCCAAAUACUCAAAUUAUAUUAUCUCAAUUUAAUGUGGACUCUAAUCUAAUCUAUUUUAUAGUUACAUCACGUUAGUGAAAUUUGCUGCUAUAGCAUAUUAGUUUUAUUUUUAUUUAAUAAUUUACAUAUAUUCUUUGAUUGCGGUGUCUAUGAUAAUUAAUUUCAUUGUUUGAGUUCCAUUCACUUUCGGUUGCUUCUUAAAGCUUCAAAUGAAAUGAGUAUGAUGGUUAUAUGAUACUACAAGCUUAGCUAUUUGUCUUUUAUGUUUUUCCCAAUAUAACCUACUGUGUUAACUAAAGUAUUAAGUAGUUGUUAAUGUACAAGGUUGAAAGAGUACGAUGUAGAAUUGGCAUGAAAGUCCCAAAAUGGAUUGAGGAGCAAUUCUGAUGUAGUUGGAAUAAUCAAAGUGUUGUCUGCGUGUCUCUACUUACUUGGAGCAUGAUCUUCACACUACAAAUACCGAGACCGUUUGUAACUAUAUACUUCAGACUAUUUAGAUGCUUCACACAAGAAAAUUGAGUUCGUUGCCUCUCACCUGAGGAUUUUUUUGCUAAUUGCUGCAUCUUUACCGUCUUCAAAAUCCAGAUGCAAAUGCCAACGUCUCAUGUUUAUUAUGUGCAUCUCCCAUCUUGGUUCACCGAGAGAGUGCUUUAGAAGGAAGAUGAGAAGUAGAACAAAAAACUGGGUUACUGAAAAGGUCAGUAUUUGAGUUGUGUGCAUUAUGUAGUUGGUCUCAGUUCUUAGUUUUUAAAAGUUAUAAUCUCUUGAUGAAAAGUUGCAGAAGAAAUUUGUCUGGUGAACAUGUUACCGGGGCAAAAAGCCAGAAGGCUUCUCUUGACCACUCUUAUGCAGCAGUUGUUUCACCCUCCACCAACAUCAAUUCCUUAAGCAUAUUUCAAAUUGGAGUUCCAGAAUGUGGCCUACAUGGUUUCUAGAAUGACAUUAGGAAUUGCAUGUGGACGGGUUUCUAGCUUUAUUGGGCAAAAUAACAAUAGGGCUAAGGCUAAUGCUGGUGACACAGGCCCAUGUUUUUUUGGAUUUAUGAGGAGUUGUUUAUAAAUCAUGUCUUGGUUGGGUUAUUUAUGUUUUUUAAUAAUAUUUUUUUGCAGGUCAUGCCAUGAUUGUGAAACAUGAAGGCAAUAGUAAUCAUCAUUUCUAAAAAAAUGUGUCAAAAAUGUGAAAGAAUGUGCAGUGAGAAAAAGGAAGUUAGAAGAUCAGUUGUUGAAGUAAUGAUCUACAAUUUUUCCCAUUUAUUGUGUGACUGGAAAUGAGACUAAUACUACACAUUUUUCUUUUUGUUUAUCAGAUGUUGCUACUGUAUAUUAUGCCCCAACUUUUUUCUCAUUGAUAUAACUUUUUGCUACUCCCGGUGUGGAGAGCUGUUAAAUUUGACAGUGGACAUCCAAGAUCUUGAUAAGUUCUCGAUGAUAAUCAAUCUGUUUGCAAAGUUCCACACUCGAGACCCACCCAAUGUCUCAUCUUCUCUUUAGAUCUUUUCCAACAUUUUAGGCUAAAGAUUAUAGAAGAAAGUGAAGACUAGAAUAUGACAAAAUGCAAUGUUGCUAUGAUUCUUCUUCUAUCUUCAUAUGUUAUCAUUUAUGUCAUGGCAAGAAGUGAAAAUAUGAUUCUUUUCUCUCUUGGUCCAUGGACCAUGGUUUUUUGGAGUUUUUGUAUUUUUUUUCCUAUUUUCGACAAGUGAUUUAUUUGAUAAAAUAUUUAUUAGGAAGAUAUUUGAGAAAAUAUAUGAAAAGUGAUUAAUGGUAAAAAUGGAAAGUGUUUGAAUACAAAAAUGAUUUCCAAAAUGUAAAUGUUGAAGUGUUGAAUGCAAAGUAGAAAUAGAAAUAGAAAAA